Messenger RNA from Brassicogethes aeneus, 2189 nucleotides. The record is from the annotation of a GenBank genome assembly. NCBI's taxonomy places the organism in Eukaryota, Metazoa, Arthropoda, Insecta, Coleoptera, Nitidulidae.
AUGGAAGAAACAAAAGUUAUAUAUCAUAUAGACGACGAGGAUACACCGUAUUUAGUGAAAAUACCGAUUUCGCCAGAUAAAGUUACCCUUUUGGACUUUAAAAAUGUUCUCAAUAGGCCCAACUACAAGUUUUUCUUUAAAUCUAUGGACGAUGAUUUUGGUGUGGUCAAAGAGGAAAUAAUUGAAGAUUCAGCACAUUUGCCUUGCUUCAAUGGGAGAGUUGUUGGAUGGUUGGUGUCCUCUGACGGUUCUAACCAAUCAGAUGGCGGCUCGCAGUGCACAGACAGCGUAACGCACCAAUCAGAGCCGAGAUUGCCGCCACAGGCCCCCGAGUCUGUUUGUACCGAUACUGAGAGCAUAAUAAGUUCAAGACAGGGCAGAAGACAUCACAAAUAUUCCAGCAGGAUUAAUGGACACCUUCCGAGAGUUUACGAGACUGCUUCUAUAGUUAGUUCGGAUUUGGAAACAACUAGUUUCCAAUCCGAGACCACUGGAAGACACACUGCACUUUCAGAAUGCUCAAGUGUUAGUAGACUACAUGUGGCUGGUCGGAAAAGACCUCAAAGAAGGAGAAAACAAAGAAUACAGGCAAUGUCCCGAACAAGCUCAUAUUCCAGCAUUACAGACUCAACAAUGUCACUAAAUAUUAUCACAGUUACAUUAAAUAUGGAUACGGUGAACUUUUUAGGCAUUUCCAUUGUUGGACAAAGCAAUAAGGGUGGUGAUGGGGGUAUAUAUGUUGGCUCCAUAAUGAAAGGUGGCGCGGUGGCCCUCGACGGCCGAAUAGAACCCGGCGACAUGAUUCUACAAGUAAACGACGUAAACUUUGAAAACAUGUCCAACGACGAAGCCGUCAAAGUACUUCGCGAAGUGGUACAAAAACCAGGCCCCAUCAAACUCGUGGUCGCAAAAUGCUGGGAUCCGAACCCAAAGGGUUACUUCACAAUACCCAGAACUGAACCUGUUAGACCCAUAGAUCCCGGGGCCUGGGUGGCACAUACAGCCGCAGUAAGGGGGGAUCCCGUAGCACGCCCUCCUAGUAGUUCAACUGUCAGUAGUACUUCUAUAGCUAGUACUAUCCCAGCCAAUGAACGUGAGUUGCUACUUGGUCCUGACCUCGAUGAACCCCUAAACGUAAACUCCCCCAUGUCCCAGAUAGUGCAGCUAAUGCAAAGAGUCGACAGCGGUUUAGAAAUACGGGACAGAAUGUGGUUAAAAAUAACGAUCCCGAACGCUUUCAUCGGGACGGACAUGAUAGAUUGGUUACUGUCCCACGUUGAGGGUUUCCAGGACCGUCGGGACGCCAGAAAAUACGCGUCCCACCUACUUAAGGCUGGAUUUAUACGACACACCGUCAACAAGAUUACUUUUUCUGAACAGUGUUAUUACAUAUUUGGAGAUCUGUGUUCGGCUAUGAGUAAUAUGAAGAUACAGAGCGAUACAGAUUCGGUGGGACCGUUGCCGAACGUCCCGAAUUACAUGCCGUACAGUGGGACAUAUAACCCUUUGGAGUAUAUGCCGAUGCCAUUCUACAGUGAAAAUACUGUAUACGGUUAUAAUAAGGAGGAAUCGGUUUUGAGCGGAAGUGGCGGUUCCUCCAACGGCUCGGAGCACUUGAAGGAUGCCGCCGCCGGGCACAGCAGCGCCUCCGAUAGUGACCUAACCUCACUAGGUCCGAGGUCGAUGUGCCCUCCGAUAAACAGCGGAAACGGAAAUGGGUCUUCGAACGGUUCGGAUAAGAGCAGCGGGACUCAAGUCGGAGCGCAGAGCAAAGAUCUUGCCGUUUUAAGUUACCUAUAGGUCUAUGAAAGAAAAUUUUGCAUAAAAAAUUGCAAAGUAUUUUCGAAAAAGACCAAGGUGUUGUCAGUUAUCAAUUCACGCAAACCUGAAGAUGCAAAGAACGGCAACGUCGCUUAAACAACGUAUACUGUAAUUUUUUAAAGGCUUUGUACAGUUCAUUCAUAAAAAAAUAGUCGAUAAGAUAAAUAUAGCCUGUUUCAAAUCUAAGAACAUUUUCGUAUUUUGGCAUUAUAGAGCCUUGCCAAGUUAUUUUAAACAUAAUCAAAUGAAGAUUUGGAGUGGGUGUAAUAAGUAAUUUAUUAUUAUUAAAUGUAUAUGUCAAAUUAUUAUUUAUAGGGUUUUUUGUUUUAUUUUAGGGUAUCUCAUACACCCUGUAUAUCAUAUUUAUA